GGGAGAGAGAGAGAGAGAGCCGAGAAGUGUUACCCGUUCCCUCGUCGAUUGAGAGGGAGAUAUGGCGAGCGACGAAGAGAACGGUAAGGGCUAUGCGGUAACUUGGGGGUUGACAGCGAAGCCGUGUGACUCGUGUAAAUCGGCGGCAGCAUUACUCUUCUGCCGAGCUGACUCCGCCUUCCUCUGCAUAGGUUGCGAAGCAAAGGUCCAUGAAGCAAACAAGCUCGCGUCCCGGCACGAGAGAGUGUGGAUGUGUGAGGUCGGCGAACAAGCCCCAGCAAGCGUAUCCUGCAAAGCCGACGCUGCAACUCUCUGCGUCACCUGCGACCGCGACAUCCACUCGGCAAACCCACUCGCUCGGCGACACGAACGAUUCCCAAUCGUCCCUUUCUACGAACCCGCCGCCUGUGCCGUCAAAUCCAACGCCGUCAAUCUCCUUUCCCCCGUAAAAUCCAACGGUGACAACAACGACGACGAAGACGAUGACCUUAACGACACCGAUGGUGACAGUGAAGAAGCCGAGGCUGCUGCGUGGCUGUUAUCAAACCCUAACCCAAAGGCUUCUAUGAAAUUUGGAGACUAUUUCUUCCCAGACAUGGAUCUCGACUACACAGCUCCUUCCAUGGUAACUGAUAGUGUAGUUCCCGUGCAGACAAAACCCCUUUUGCUGCCAAUCGUCAACCCUUCUUCCGACAACUGCUACGAAGUCGAUUUCGGCCGAUCCAAGUCUUGUUACAGUUACACCACCCCUACUCUCAGCCAGAGCGUUUCUUCGUCGUCGCUUGAUGUGGGGGUUGUGCCUGAUAAUGGAAAUUCCAUGGCGGACAUAUCGAACCCGUUUGGGAAGCAUGUGACAAGUUCUACUGCAAAUCAAGCGUCGCAGCUUUCGGGUUUGGACAGGAAAGCAAGGGUUUUGAGGUACAGAGAGAAGAGAAAGAACAGGAAGUUUGAGAAGACAAUAAGGUACGCUUCGAGGAAAGCGUACGCAGAGACAAGGCCGAGGGUCAAAGGGAGGUUUGCGAAGCGGACUGAUAUUGAAGUCGAGGUUGAUACCCUCUACAAAUCUGGUGCUGCUUUAAUGUCUGAUGCUGGUUAUGGUAUCGUCCCUUCCUUUUGAAUCAUGAAAAGAGGAAGAAAAAGGUCUUCUGAGUUUUUCUCAUUCUUGUUCCUGUGUUUAUCAUAGAUUGGAAUUAGAGAAAACGAGAGAAGAAAUCCGUUUUUUCUUCUUUUUCUCAGUUUUUUUUUUUUUUUUUGUUGUUGUUUGGUAUUUAUAUGUAAAUUAAGCUUGAUCGGUGGGAAAACUAACCAUCGAUUUGCA
Molecule: messenger RNA, 1318 nt
Organism: Telopea speciosissima
Lineage: Eukaryota; Viridiplantae; Streptophyta; Magnoliopsida; Proteales; Proteaceae
Product: zinc finger protein CONSTANS-LIKE 4-like
Exons: 2
Coding region: 62-1117 (351 amino acids)
Biological process (GO): regulation of flower development; regulation of photoperiodism, flowering
Cellular component (GO): nucleus
Molecular function (GO): protein binding; zinc ion binding
Source: RefSeq, a predicted model, not a curated record